Molecule: messenger RNA, 1308 nt
Organism: Ctenocephalides felis (cat flea)
Lineage: Eukaryota; Metazoa; Arthropoda; Insecta; Siphonaptera; Pulicidae
Gene: Naa30A
Product: N-alpha-acetyltransferase 30
Exons: 2
Coding region: 147-836 (229 amino acids)
Biological process (GO): N-terminal peptidyl-methionine acetylation
Cellular component (GO): NatC complex
Molecular function (GO): protein-N-terminal amino-acid acetyltransferase activity
Source: RefSeq, a predicted model, not a curated record
GAUGUCCGCGUCAAAAGUAAUCAUUACCAAGAAUAAUUAAACUGAGCAAUAAUUUAUAAUAUCGAACAUGACAUGACCGUUGUUCUAUUUAUUGUGACUAGUUUUAAAUAUUUAAUUAGUCAAAUUAUUUUGUAAAUAAAUUAAGAAUGGAUCUGAGCGUGCAGCGCGAAUUGAUCACCUCCGAUGACAGCGGAUUGCUCAAAGAGGAUAAAGCAUCAUGUGGUAAUAAUAAUAUUUUAAAAGAUGACACAAUUUCUAAUCUGGAAACAGAUUUCGAAGUCAGGCUGAAUGUAUCACCAGCCCUGAAUGGUAGUUUGAAUGGUCUGGACAAACUAGAUUUGAAGAAAGACUCCAAGGAUGAAGCGACAGACAAACCAGUUCAAAUAAAAUAUGUAGCCUACGAAUCCGAAUUGCAAAUGCCUGAUAUCAUGAGACUCAUACAAAAAGACUUAUCGGAGCCUUAUUCGAUAUACACAUAUAGAUAUUUUAUUCACAAUUGGCCCAAAUUAUGUUUCUUGGCGAUGCACAAUGAUUUAUGUGUAGGAGCUAUAGUAUGUAAAUUAGAUUAUCAUAGAAAAUUGACCAAAAGGGGGUACAUAGCGAUGUUGGCUGUAGAUGAAAAAUACAGGAAACAAAAAAUUGGAUCUAAGCUUGUGCGGCUUGCAAUACAAGGCAUGGUGAACGAUAAGGCUGAUGAAGUUGUUUUAGAAACCGAAAUCACAAAUCAGCCAGCACUGAGACUGUACGAAAAUUUAGGUUUUGUCAGAGACAAAAGAUUAUUCCGUUACUACCUCAAUGGUGUGGACGCAUUAAGAUUAAAAUUGUGGCUGAGAUGAGUCUCAUGAAUUCUUUAAUUAGUUAAUAAUAAAAUAAACAUUUUGUAUCACAACUGUUGUAUCACAUCAUCAUGAAAUCUUUGUAAAUAAUUUAACCACAUUUAAAAUUCAUUUGGACAGAUGUUAGCAUAAAAAGUGUGUCGUUUGUGCCAACUUUUAUGUUUGUCGUGAUAAGGCAUAUUGAAUAUAUAACUGUCUCAAUGUGAAAUAAAGUGAAAUAUGUACUUCUUCAUCACCCAAGCGGAAUUUUUUCUUAGUUUUUUUUAAAAAAACAAGUAUCACUUACAACCAAACAAAUCUCAUAUGAAUUAAUUUAUUGACUUGACAAGAAUUUUAUAAGGAGGCGGAUGUAUGCUGAAUUAAUCCCAGUUUUUUUUGUUUUGUAGUGAUUGUAGAAAUGAUUUAUUUAGUCAUUCGAGUAUGUGUAAAACAACCGGCUCUGUAAUGAGUUUGAAAUUAUAUAUUGUACAAA